Aspergillus versicolor CBS 583.65 is the source of this 1290-nucleotide messenger RNA. RefSeq lists its product as uncharacterized. The record is from RefSeq and is a predicted model, not a curated record. Lineage: Eukaryota; Fungi; Ascomycota; Eurotiomycetes; Eurotiales; Aspergillaceae. The coding region runs from base 1 to 1290 and encodes 429 amino acids. The transcript is spliced from 2 exons.
AUGGCUUUCGCCUUCCGGGAAGACCUCCUAGAGAGCUACACGGAUUUGGAACUGGCUCAUUAUAUUGUAUCCUCACCGUCAUGCGAGUCCACCUCCCGGGUAUUCAACCUUUCCUCGAAUCUCAUAGCCAAGCAAUAUGAGCCUUCAGAGGUCGAAGAUGCUUUUAAGGCAACCGAGGUUGCUAGCCAGCUUGGGAUCCGCGGUCCUUCUAUACAAAAGGUAAUCAAAAAUCAAGAGAAUGCUUACGCUAUCAUGGAUCGGAUUGAGGGAGCUACGCUGGACGUCAUCUGGAAGAAACUGGGCUGGGUCAUGACAAUUAGGCUUGGUCUGCAGCUUCGCUACUUUGUAAAUAUCCUCAGAUCCGUUACCUCACCCACUGUCGGAUCACUUGCUACAGGCGAAUGCAGGUCUUUCUGGCUAGAAGAUCGCUACGGUCUCCCGGCGAAUUCUGGACCAGCUGAAAUUACCCACUUCUUCCAGUUCUGGGCGAACUUUACGUCCAUGCGACGGGCGAUGCAAGCAGCAAAACAAGGCCAGACACCAAAUUCCACCGCAGGACUUCCACUGACCAUCGAGUCAUUUGUCUUCACUCAUCAUGAUCUCACGCCACGCAAUCUUCUCGUUUCUCCUUCUGGCCAACUUUCACUCCUUGACUGGGAUUUGGCUGGUUUCUAUCCUGUCACUAUUGAGUACGCAUCGAUGUAUAAUUUUAACAUGCCGCAGGACUGGGGUUUGAUGGCCCGUUUACGGUGGCAUCUAUUUACCUGGAUCGCGGUUGGCUACUACGAGGCUGACGCUCGCCUGUUACGGAAUAUGCGCUCCAAUAUCCAUAUUUGCGGCUACAGAAAUGAGGAAAAUGCAGGCGACGAAGAUGGCAAUUCUCCCACCAACCAUUGGGCUGCCUUUAUGCAGCUUUCACAGGGCGGAUCCGUCCGCCUCGAUAUGACUCCGGGCUAUGGCUCCGAUGGACUGAGAGGAAAGAUGGAUAUCUCGUCCAAGGCAUACUCUUUGACGAACAACGCCAUCAAAACCCUGUCCUUCCCAGUCAGAACUCAGGCUAUGGUUCGUACAAUUAUCGAUCUUAUCAACUCGAAGGGCCGCGACAGGUAUAAAUUCACGGAGGAGUGGGAGGGAUGCAGAUUUUGGAUGUUCACUUUCAUCUCCGAUUUGGAAGACAGUGGUCUCGUAUCAUCUGGUAGCGGAAAGGCGACUUGGGACGCUGUUGCUCUCUACUGGCGCAACCCUAAUGGCUAUGAGCCGAGGGAGGUCAAGCGGGGAACAUUUUACUGA